This is a messenger RNA of Cydia strobilella, 3980 nucleotides long. RefSeq lists its product as uncharacterized. Lineage: Eukaryota; Metazoa; Arthropoda; Insecta; Lepidoptera; Tortricidae. The transcript is spliced from 11 exons. Gene Ontology annotation, molecular function: nucleic acid binding. The record is from RefSeq and is a predicted model, not a curated record. Bases 153 to 3497 code for a protein of 1114 amino acids.
GUGACAUUCUGUCAGCAAAUUGCAAAUGGAGGAUGGAGAAAGUUUCUCUUUAUUUUUAGCAAUUUCUGUUAUUUCUGUGAAAUUACUGAUUGCGCCACGAGUAGGAGUUAAGCCAGUUUCCAUUCUGUUAAUGGAAAUAUUCGACUAACAAGAUGUUAUUAACUAUACACAACCUGCCGAGUUCUACCCGUUACGCGGAUGUAAAAAGCUUACUGAAGGAUAAAUGCGGUCUGACGGAAGUUAUUGUAGACAAUUUGGUUAAUGAGGGUAAAAGCAAGAAAGUCACCGUGGGACUGGCGACUGAAGAUGAUGGCGCGUUUGUGGUCAGAAAACUCAACGGGUUGUUCAUCAAUGGGCAGCAGCUGUACAUUGAGGACAAGAGGCGACCCACGGCUGAUCAACCGUACCGCCCCAGUGGCCUUGACCCUGUGCAGCCUGACACCAUGAUGCAACCUGUAAUGGCACCUGUUGUUCCGUCAUGGAACCAGACUGUAUCCAUGCCUUACAUGCAGCCAAUGCCGGUUGAUCAAACCUUAGCUUAUACGGGCUAUGUCGGCGUUCCUCAGGCGAUGCUUUAUGCGGAACCCAACCCAGUAUCUGCUCAAGUUCCUGGGUACUCGGGGUACCAGGCUGAAGCGUACGCUCCUAAUAAAGUGCCGAGAAACCAGGAGCACGGUGAUUGGGGUAGGAACUCGAGAGAACAACCUCCCGAAACGUUCCAAAACAAGGAUAGAAAACGUCGUCAUUCUCCCGAAAGACCAGCGGCUGGUAGCAAAAGAUCAUCCAGACUUGACAACUUUAACAAGUCGAAGAAUCGUCGAGAGCCUUCUCCACUUCGAAAACAAUGGGCAGACGAGAAUCGCGUUUUUCAGGAGCAGUUCCCUCGUCAGAACCAAAACGUUGAACCCCAAUAUCAACCCAGAGAGCCCAAUCCUGACUACCGACAACCAGAUCCGAUAUGGGAACAACAGCCACGAUGGGACGAGCCAAAACCUCACGCCGAAUGCGAGCAACAGUGGGGCAACGAUAAUCGGGGCUGGGAACCACAACCUGGUAAAGCGUGGGAUGAUCAACCUCAAUGGCGUGAAGAACCCAGGCAAUGGGACAACCAACCGAAACCGCAAUGGGAUAGCCCACCGAAACCGCAAUGGGAUAACCGAGCCCAACCGAAACGGGAUAACCAACCCAAACCGCAAAGGAAUAACCAACCCAAACCGCAUUGGGAAAACCAACCCAAACCGCAAUGGGAUAGUCCGCAGAAACCGCAUUGGGAUAACCAACCAAAACCGCAAUGGGAUAGCCCACAGAAACCCCAUUGGGAUAACCAACCGAAACCACAAUGGAAAGAUCAAGUACCCGUGGAUAACAUUCGGUCAGAAUGGUACGAUCACCUAGCGGCUAGCGACGCACCGCGUGGAAAUGGUCAAGAGUUUCAACCGCGGGAUCAUGGUCGCAACAGGGACUCCCGGCCCCGAAACAAAAACUUUGACGAACCAAUCAGCGAUCCCGUUUGGACCAGAGAGCCCGAGAAUUCCUUUACUCCUUCAGGCAGGCAAUCAAGACCUGCGGAAGAAUCACGAAGGAACCGGCCAAGAUCCAAAAACGGACGCCAAGGGGGUGAUUGGUCUGACGACAGGCCGGUCGCACCCCGAGACCGCUCGGGUGGCCGCCAGAAGCCCGACUACGGGAAAUCGAAGGAAUAUCCUUCUAGGGAGUUCAAAAGGCAGGCGAGACCCGAACAAGGCCCGCCUAAGGCCGCACCGAAACACGAAAGAAACGAAGCGUACAGCGCUAAUACGAAUAAGAAUACUUUUGUUAAAGCGAAUAAAACGUAUCCGCCCGUGUCCGAGCGACCGGUUAAUAAGCCUGUUGGUGUUGAGGUGCGCUUAGAUAAAAAUAAGCCCCAAACUCUUCGCUCAAUGAUAAAUAAAGACCAAUCAAAUCGUGGCCAGGCCACUUCUUUGAUCGCCAAAAAAACCAUCGGUGUAGACAUCGAGAAAUCUUACUUUCCUGACGGGCCUCUGGAAUCCUUCAUUUUCAAACAAUUGAAAGCGUGCAUUAAAUCGCGUGUAGACGUAAUAUUCGGCGAGGAACUGAGUGUGCAUAUGGCUGAUGUUAUUCAGCGCUAUAGGGCGAAGUUUCCUUUUAAAGACGAUAAAACGUUAAUGGUGCAGAUUCGCGAGAAAAGUACGAGGGAAUAUGAGGCGUUACCGCCAAAGGAGAAGAAAGAUGCAGAGGAUAGCGUUCAAGUGAAGAAAGAAAAAGCAACCAAAACGCAGAACGGAAAAGACGAAAAGAAAACCACAGCAGUUCAAGAAGGAACCUCAAAUGCGAAUGUAACGCUAAAUAAACCUGCGGCAUCUGCCUGCUUGCCUGCCUGCCUGCCUGCAGCUGUGAUGCCUGUAAUGAGCACAGGACCACCAAUUCACCCCAGCAUAGCUAAGCUACAUAAGAAGAAACCGGGGGCACCUCUCACAGAUAAACAAGUCAUCCAGCAGAUGAAACUGCUUCGUAAAUGGGAGUACGACCAGGACGACAUCUACAGCAUGGACGCAGACAACACCAAGGCCCUGGACGACGAGAUGGCAGAACUGGACAAGUUGUUUACCGAAGAAUGCUUAAACCCCGCCGAUCAGCAUGAAGCCUUAAUAUGCAAACUCCUCACCAGCGACAGCCUGAACGACUUUAACAAGACAAUCCGCCUCUACAUAACGAAGCGUAUCCUCAACAUCCAAACCGGCUUAGCCGUCCGCAUGUUCGCCUCCGGCAAGCCUCCUAAGAAAGACGCAGUCCUGCAGUACCUCAGGAAGCACAAGAUUCAGGCGGCGGCGGUCAAGAAGAGCGUUAAGGGAGCUAUGUUUAUGGUCAAUCUUACCCGGUUUAAAGACUUUGACAAGCUGUGCAACCGGGAAAAUGACGUCAUUGACGGCAUCCCAAUAAACUUUAAAGCGAUGCAGCUCAUCGGCCCGCCGCCGAAAAUAAGCAAGAACCAAAUCAAAUCCAUGCGUCAGAAAAUGAUCGAGAACAAGAUCAAGGGCUUAGACAUGGCUGAAUUGGAAGACGUGGACUUUGGGGCCACAGGGGACGAUGGCGCAGGGGACACAUGGGAAGAUGACGCAGGGGCCACAGGGGACGGUGGCGCAGGGGACACAUGGGAAGGUGACGCAGGGGAAAAAUGGGAAGGUGACGCAGGGGCCACAGGGGACGGUGACGCAGGGGAAAAAUGGGAAGGUGACGCAGGGGCCACAGGGGACGGUGGCGCAGGGGACACAUGGGACGGUGACGCAGGGGAAAAAUGGGAAGGUGACGCAGGGGCCACAGGGGACGGUGACGCAGGGGACAUGGACACAGGAUUUGUCGCGGAGGAAAAUUUUACGGAAGACAUUUUAACAGGAGAAGAAAUCUCUAAAGAUGUUGCGAAAACAGAAAACGCGAUGGGUUUCGCGGAGGAGGUCAAUAUAGAAAACAUUAAUGAGGAGGAUUUGGAGGACUUUUAGCGUUAAGUUCUCCUUUGAUACAGUCGGCAACAAAAGUGACCCUUUGAACGGUCAUCUUAAACCUUGUCGCAAUGCACGAAGGUUGAUAUAGGGUUGCAGCCGCGCGCGUCAUUUGACGUCUUCGACCAUCAUAGGGUUAAGGUUCACUAGGUUCUUCGAAUUAUUUUUCGCAUUAGUUUUAUGCUGUAAGUACCUCCGAUUAUUUUUAGGAUUACCCUGUUUAAGUAUCGACCUUUUUAUCUACGCAAUAAGAUUCACAUAGCAAUUUUGGUUUCAGUAAUUUUUAGAGAUGCACCGGAUAUUCGAUUACUAUCCGGUAUCCGGCCCCUAUUUUAAAAUCCGGCCGGAUACCGGAUAGUAACUUUGCUUGAUUUUGGGGUAAACAAAUUGAAUCUUAAAAACAGUCUGGGUCAUAAUCGAAGUCGUUGAUUAUAAUUUAAAAUUUCACAUGUAACAUUUGCGUAACACAUCCAACGUAUUGUU